AAUCAAAUAAAUCCACUCCCUCUUCUCAUUUCCAAAUCUAAACAUCACUCCCCCACAUGAAGUCAGAACGCCAACUCUUACCUCUUUUUUUCCUUUCUUUGUUCAUCAUUUCUUCCACAACCACUACCACCGCCACCGCCACCGCCGCCGUCAGAAUCCGCAAUGCCGUCGUUACAAAAAUCCCACAACAGUUCAGAGAAGCCCCUGAAUUCUAUAACUCCCCUGAAUGUCCUUCCAUUGAAAAUACCCACAACCUAAUAUGUUCUGAUAAAGCUGUUCAUGUAGCUAUGACACUUGAUUCUGCCUAUAUACGUGGCUCAAUGGCAGCUAUACUUUCCAUUCUUCAACACUCAUCUUGCCCACAAAACACAAUCUUUCACUUCGUCACUUCCGCUUCCGCAAACGCGUCACUCCUACGCGCCACCAUCCUCGCGUCUUUCCCUUACCUUAAAUUCCAAGUCUAUCAAUUUGACGACUCCUAUGUUGCCGGACUUAUUUCAACCUCAAUACGUUCAGCUCUUGAUUGUCCUUUAAACUACGCAAGAAGUUACUUAGCCAAUAUUUUACCAACUUGUGUUAAGAAAGUUGUGUACUUGGAUUCCGAUUUGGUCUUAGUUGAUGACAUUGCAAAAUUAGCCGCAACUCCAUUAGGCGAAAACAAAAUCCUCGCCGCCCCAGAAUAUUGUAACGCAAAUUUCACUUCAUAUUUUACACCAACUUUUUGGUCAAACCCAUCACUUUCUUUAACAUUUGCGGAUCGAAAAGCUUGUUAUUUUAACACGGGAGUAAUGGUAAUUGAUCUCGAUCGAUGGAGAAAAGGAGAUUACACGAAUAAAAUUGAAGAAUGGAUGGAAUUACAAAAAAGAAUGAGAAUUUAUGAGUUGGGUUCAUUGCCGCCGUUUUUACUUGUAUUCGCCGGAAAUAUAGCUCCGGUGGAUCACCGGUGGAAUCAACAUGGGUUAGGUGGAGAUAAUUUUCGUGGGCUUUGUAGAGAUUUACAUCCUGGUCCAGUAAGUUUAUUGCAUUGGAGUGGAAAAGGGAAACCAUGGGCUAGACUUGAUGCUAAUCGGCCUUGUCCUUUAGAUGCUCUUUGGGCUCCUUAUGAUCUGUUAAAACCUCCAUUUUCAUUUGAUUCUUGAAAAUGGGUUUCAAAAGAUUUUGAGUUCAGAAAAGUUUAAAUGGAAUAAAAAUGGCUGCAAGUGUAUAGAGUUUGGGGAAGAUGAUGAAGAGCUCUGUUCUUGUUUGGAGAAAAACAGAGGAUGAUGGUUUUUAAGAUCCAAAAAUUCAAAUAUAAUAGGGAGGAUUUAAAUUCAUUUUUCUCCUACUAAUAAAUUUACUAUUUCUUGUUUUAUUUUUACAUUUUACUGGAGAAUUUUUCCUGAAUGAUGUAUGUAUAUUUUCAGCUCAAUAUUGUACAGGAGAAGAGUUAAAAGUUUUGGUUCCUUGUUCUA
This is a messenger RNA of Nicotiana tabacum (common tobacco), 1451 nucleotides long. RefSeq names its product putative galacturonosyltransferase-like 1. Gene Ontology annotation, cellular component: Golgi apparatus. The record is from RefSeq and is a predicted model, not a curated record. NCBI's taxonomy places the organism in Eukaryota, Viridiplantae, Streptophyta, Magnoliopsida, Solanales, Solanaceae. Gene Ontology annotation, molecular function: glycosyltransferase activity.